GCGGAAGGUAAUUGCAGAGGGUGGGGUGUGAGGUGGUCAAGAUGGCGGCGCCCUGUGGAGUGCAGUUACUCUAACAGUGGUGCCCGAAGAUCGUUUCGGCAGGCGCCCGGGGGACCUUGGCGCCGCAGGAGCGGAGGGUGCUGUGACCUACUGGGCUGAUCCUCCCCCUCCCCUGCCCCCCUGCCCCUUCCUCCUCCUCCUACCCCUCGUCCCGGUGCUGCCGCCUUCUCACACUCCUGCCGCUUGACUGUUCAGUUGAGUGGCAUCCUGACACCCACAGCCUGCACCGGGAUUCCUCCACGGCCUGCACUAGGGCCUGCCCCAUCAUACACCACCAUGGCACGCGAACAGCCCAACGUGGGGGAACUGCUGCCCCUACUGGAGUCUUCAGACCUGAGGCAAUUGGAGGAUAUCAAGGGGCUCAUCAAUGAACACCUCAACUCCGAGCGAGGGUCGGUGCUACUUAACAGUCUGGUAGACUACUUCCUGGAGACCAACUCUGGUCAGGCCUUGCACAUCCUCUCCUCUGUGAGAGAGCCACAUGAUAAGCACCUUCUGGAUAAGAUGAAUGAGUGCAUGGCCAAGCACUCGUGCCGUCUGCCCACCCUCAACCUGCUGGGCCACGUUGUCAGGAAGCAACCGUCAUGGAUCCACAAGAUCGCUCGCUACCCCCUGCUGCUCUCGCUCCUCAAAUGCCUCAAGACGGAUACUGAUGUGGUGGUGCUCAUUACUGGAGUCCUGGUGCUCAUCACCCUGCUACCCAUGAUCCCACAGGCAGGGAAACAACACCUGUACGAGUUCUUUGACAUUUUUGGACGACUGGCAUCAUGGAACCUGAAGAAUCCAGGCCAUGUGUCGGAGGUUUACCUCAUCCAUCUGCAUGCCAGUGUGUACUCCCUCUUCCAUCGGCUCUACGGCAUGUACCCCUGCAACUUCGUUUCCUACCUGCGCUCCCACUACAGCAUGAAGGAGAACAUGGAGACCUUUGAAGAAGUGGUCAAGCCCAUGCUCGAGCACGUUCGUAUCCAUCCGGAAUUAGUGACUGGAACCAAGGACCAUGAGCUGGACCCAACAAGAUGGAAACGCUUUGAGGUUCAUGACAUCGUUAUUGAGUGUGCCAAAGUGUCCCUGGACCCCAAGGAGGCGUCGUGCGAGGAGGGAUACGCCACCAUGCCCGAACACUUCAGUGCCCACCUGCAGCUGCGGCCCACCGACAGUACUGCAAGCCCCUACACCGACUUCCACAGUAGCUUCGGCAGUUCCUCCUCCACCCAGUUCUCCACCCCAAGGCAGUCGGGACCCCCGCCUGUCUCCCUACCCCCGCUCUCAGGAACCCUCUGCAGGAGCCCUCCCACCACACGACGCCAGAACUCCAGCUGUGAAUCCAACUCCACGUCUGGCAUCAAAGACCCCCUCUGGAGCCCCUCCUCCCUGUGUGGCAUGGCCACACCCCCCUCCUCACGCGGCAUGUCACCCAACCCUGAGUUAUCGCACAGUGCCUCUCACUUACCCAGCCGCGUCCACAACACCUCGGUCGGAGGAAAAGGGACUCCGUCCUCCAGCACUCCAGCGACUGCCUCCCCUCCCCCGUCUCUCUCCGAUGAGUUUCCCGUCAGUUUGCUGGCCCAGAUGGGCAGCUCCACGUGCAAGGAUGGAAAAUCUGGGGAAUCAAACAAGCACCACUUAAUCAGACAUGAUCCCAUCAGAGAGCUUGACAAAGAAAGCACAGAUGUCAACAACCAUCGCGAUGGAGCAGGCAAAGGCUCAUCCAUGACUUUAACUGAGCUGUCGGUGUACAUGAAGGAACAGGAGCAGUUACGCACGGAGAAGGAGCGAGAGGAUGCUGCCAUUACAGAGGAACUGCUGAAACUGACAGAGGACAAGCCAGUGCUGUGUGGUUUCGAAUCCCCGUUCCUCCACACCACAGAGACACUCACCAGCUGCGUGGAUGAUGACGAUAAGCCCUGUGUCGUCGUCCCAACCGCAGGCCCAACCUCGUCUUUCUCCCAUGACGGUCCACUCCACCACCCACUACAGCUCCACAACAACAACACCACCUCCACCCCCACCACCACCCUGGACAAGGCGGGUGGCGGCCGGGGUGAAGGCAGCAGAGGCCCUCCUGUCCAGGACGGCAGCGUCCUUCCCUGGGCAUUCCAGCCCGUCUUCACUCCCAUCGAAGCACCACCGUUGGGGCCCUGCAGUAUAGGAGGGGAACAGGUGCCCCACCACCACCAGCGCAGUCCCUGCACCUCCACCACCACCACGGAGGAGGACGCACUGAAGCUGGGCCUGCUGUCGCCCAGCCCCUGCCGGCCACCUGUCGCUCUGCCGUACGAAGCACUCUUCGACCUGGCCUUGCCACGCGCAGCCUCGCUGUUUGUCGCACGGAAGACGUUGGAGGCCACCAGAAGGGCUACCAUAGAGAGGAGAGGACAUGCGGGGGGAGGGGGAGGGGGGUUACUAGGAUUUGGACUGGUGGCGGCCGCAGAGGAAGAGGAGGAGUUGGAUUUAGGAAAAGCCCUGGCGGUGAGAGAUGGCGAGGUGGAUGGUGAGUUGGCGCUGGUGGAGGGAGAGCUGGAGGAGGGGGAGCUGUCUAUUGCCGCGGCCUCACCUCUGGAGGUCCUUGACCGCCUUGUGCAGCAGGGAAAUGACGUUCACGACAAAGUGCUAAAGAGAUUACCUUUGCCAAGCAAAUCAGCUGACUGGACACACUUUGGAGGUAAACAGCAUCAUUGCCCGGUGCCUCUGGACGAGCUGCACACGCUGCGCAGCCAGCUGCUGUUGCUGCACAACCAGCUGCUGUACGAGCGCUACAAGCGUGAGCAGCAUGCAGUCCGAAACCGCCGCCUGCUGCGACGCAUCAUCAAUGCCACGGCACUCGAGGAGCAGAACAACGCCAUGAAGGAGCAGCUAAACCUGCAGAGUGUGGAGAUGAUCUCCCUGCGCGACAGCCUGAGCGUGGAGCAGCAGCGCUACCGACAGCUAUGGGACGACCGCGAGACCCUUGUCACCAGGCUGCACAGCCAGGUCCGCACGCUGCAGCAGAGCCGUGAGGAUCACUAUACCAAGAACCAGGAGCUAGAGAGCAAGCUGCAAGAAUGCCAAAAGCAGAUGGGGGAGAUGGAGGCAGAGCUGCAGAGGGCCAACAACAAGGUGUGCCAUACGGGGCACCUACUCAACCAAGUCACUGCCAAGUUGUCUACGAGUGAGAGCACUCAGCAGCAGAUGGGCUUCCUCAGUAAGCAGCUCCUGUUGCUGGGAGAGGCCCACAAGCUGACCUUGCAGGAGCUCCAGCACUCUGGCCAUGACACCACAAAGGAGAAGCAGAUGGUGAAGCUGGCCAGCGCUAAGGAGGCGGAGCGUCUGCGGCAGAGCCUCCUCUCCCAGGCCCAGAAGCUGGAGGCUGCUCAGCAGCGCGCCACAGAACUGGAAACGCAGCUCUCCAAGAAGGAACAUCUCAUCGCAGAGCAGAAGAAGUUUCUGGAGGACGUCAAGCUGCAGGCCAAAGGUGAGCUUCAAGCCUCGGAGAGCAGGUGCCAGGCCCAGCGUCACAUGACCCAGGCCCUGCAGGCGGAGGUGCUGCAGCUCUACAGUCGUCUGGAGAUGGAGCUGGACGCUCCCUCCAACGCCACCAACACUCCAGCUGGGGCCAUCGGCGAUGCCCACGUCCCCACGGAGGCCAGUGUCUCCAUCCCUGACGGUCCUGCCAAGGCCCCGGGCAACCAGGACGGCCCUCCGCCUCCCAACGGCAACAUCAGCACUUUAUCACCCGGGCAACCCAAGCAUGCCAAGCCGUCGCCAUCCUCCUGCUCCUCCCCUUCCUCCUCUUCUGCCUCCUCCUCUUCCUCCACCUCCUCUUCCUUCACCUCCUCAGCCAACACCUCCAUCAAUGGCAGCAGAGACGGCAGCAGCACCACCACCCAGCCCCCCUCUCUUGUGGAGCCACCUCCACCACUCCUGGGCCUCCCUCCCCGUGGUGGUCCCCCGCGUGAUGCCCCCCUCACCGUGGGCUCCUACCCCAGCGCCAAGAGCUUCCUGGGCAUGCGGGCCCGCGAGCUCUUCCGCAACAAGAGCGAGAGCCACUGUGGGGAAGAGGACGAGGAGGAAGAGGACGAGGAGGAUGAAGGCAUCGGAGGAGUAGGAGGAGGAGGCGGAGGUGAAGGAGGAGAGGGGGAGGAUGUGCCGAUCGCAGGAGAGGCCAUCCACGGGCACAGGCACACGGCCUCCCCAUCCCCUCGCCGCCUCACCAGCCUCUCGCAGGAGCUGAAGACUGAGCUGUGCGUGGAGUCUCGGACGUCCGGGCCCAAGUCAGCCAUGCCAACCGCUAGCCCCCACAAGCAGCCGCCCCCCAAACAGCAUCCACAGCACCCCAAGCAGCAGUCGUGCCCAGGCCAGGGGGGCAGCGCUAGCCCUGCGACCACCACCAACACAUCUCCUGCCUCUGUAGCUGGUGUGCAGGGCCCUGCAGGCACUCCCAGGUCCUCUCCUGCUAAGCAGGCACGGGCAACAGGUGCCCUGCAAAGAGCCAACAGUCGAGAAAGGUCAGGGGUGGGCUCACCCAGCAACGCAGCAACAGCCACCAGGCCCCGGCAGAAACAGCUGAAGAUUAUGGACUACAACGAGACGCACCAGGAGAGCAAUUAAAGAGAGGUCCAAGACAAAGACAGAGAGAAAGAGAGAGAUUCAGGUAGGAGAGGGAGAGAUUCUGAGUGAGGGAAAAAAAAACAGAAGCUGAUAAGUGCAAGAAAGAACUGCCUGCUUUAGAAGAAGAACGUUUAAGGCAAGACCUUUAUUCAGUGUUAUUUGUUCCAUUCCCAUGAGUGGGCAACAGGAUUUUGGACCAUUUUUCCUUUGACUCCUUUUUUCCUCUUAAUUGGUCCCCUGACAAAACUGGAAAACAGCUAUUGCAUCCAUCAAGCACUGGUAUUAUACAGUGAGUGCUCACCGGUAGAGGUUUCUUUCUGCUUUUGGUGUUUCGUCAGAGUCCAUCAUCACCGGCAUCUGUGUUUAGCAACACCUUUUACCACCAAGCCUUAUGUUCUGUUGUUUAUUUAAAAUAUUGUACUCUUUUUGUGACUCAUUGAAUCGCUGUCGCAUCACUGUUUCCAUCUGUGAUGGGAAUGGCCAUAUCUGGGAUUGUGCAUGUGUGCUCUGGCUGUCACACCUACAAGCUUGGCUCUUUGUUGUAGUGGUCAGAGCCAUGGUUUGGUUUCCUUGAAGGUCUAGAGGUCCUGACAGGGCAACUCUACUCCUCUUCAUUAAGAAUGGUGUUAGAAGCAGGAUGGCUUGCCCUGUGACCAUCAGAGGUGCAGCCGUUGUGUGCGAGGGAUAGUUCCAUGUGAGGGAUUCCCAGAAUUGGUGACCCUGGUGUGAGGGACACCCGUGAUGGGUAGAGCAUAGAUGAUGAUGCACGCUAGAUGGGAGGCGUACGGUGGUAGCUGUGUGAAAAACACCUUGAGUGUGAAGCGCAAGACUGUCCCUAGUGUGCCCAUCACGAGGGUUGUAGGUGUAAUCUGAUGUAGUCAGACCUCCAGUUUGCAACCCCAGAAAAAGCCAGGUUUGAGUCCCAGCGUGGCUUCUCUACUCCUCCUCUCUUCAAGAUCAGUAUAGGAUCAGUAUUUAUUUGGCCUUAGUGCUUCAAAGUCUUUCACUUUAAACACCUAAACACAGCUAAAGUACAUCAAAAUUAAGAUUAGAAAUCAGACAUAUCUUUCACUAGUCAGCAUAUUGCCAAUCUUUAGGAAACAUUAACGGGUGUCUCAAGGAGAUAAGAAUCGCAGCAGCAGGUGUUAUUUUAUUAAGCUAGAAGUUUUAAAUUAUUUAUUCCCUUGUCUGUUGCUUUCUUGCUGCCUUGCCAUACCCAUCAUGCUCACUGUGGCGUGCACAGCUUUGGCUGGUUGCUGCACUAAAUUGAGUCUGCUACACUAAUUGGACGGUGAAUGAGAUGAGAGGCUUGAUUGAGGAAGUGUGGUGUCAACGUGUCUAAAUUUAUUUUAAAAAGAUAGACUAGAUGGAGUACUUUUUUUUCUGGUCACUUAUCUGAGCACAGUCAUGCCUUUUGGUCAUCUUCUUUUCACAAACUGAUGAAGCGCUGGAGACAGUGAGCACCUUACGGCACAUCAUGGCAUGACGAGAGGCUUACAAUAGCAGUGGCUGUUCAUCCCUUCAACUAGAAUAUCACAAUUGGUAGUGUUUUCCUCAUGAAGCCCUUAGUUAAAUGCUGGUAUACAUGUUUGGUUUGGCCUCUGUCUUUGGGGAACGGUUCAUGUGACAGGCCGAGAAAGCGGAGCUACUCCGCUGCCUUCCUUGUUUCUGCCUUUUGAAAGGAUUCUGGCACCGUACAUGUAUUUUUCUUCAAGUGUCAUCUUAUUUCACCUUUCUGUGUGAGAAGUGCCAAAACUAUGACAUGCUGCUGCUGAGGUACCUAAGGAAAAAAAGAGCAGAAACUUUCCAUAUCAUCAAUCAUUUCAGAUUUUGUUUCUUGGUUGAGAGAAGAAUUAUGUGAAACAUUUUUUUUGCACUUAUCACUUUUGAGUUGUGUUGCGCUCUUAAUUGCACAGAAGGCUUCAAACUUACUUUAUCUCUCUGUCGUACUCCCAUAGCCACAAUGGCACGCACUUGUGUGUGACACAGUCAGUGCACACUAAAAGGCGUGUAGUGUUUUUGUUACCUUUCUUAACCUUCAUUUUCGCUGUGAACAGAAUGUUAGUCUUUUUUGUUUGUCCUGCUCUAUUUGUUUUUUUAACAUCCCAAAAUCCUGUUGUCCACCUGACGCCUCUUUCAGUCCUCCUGCCUUGCUAUCUAAAGCAUGUACAACAAUCCACUAAAACGCCAACUGUAGGAAAUAACGUCAAAGGUACAAUCAGUGAAAAAAGGUCUAGAGAAAUGAGGUGUGGGAGGUCCUAUAUUGGAGAUGAGCGUUACAAUAUAAAACAUGAAGGAGGUCUGGAGGAGGACAGAAGUUCUUAAGCAGUUGCUUGUGUAAACUGUGAACGAUUUAAAAAAAGCAAAAGAAGAAAAAAAAGAAAUAAAAUUGUCUUCAAUGUUUUGCACUAAAGAUC
Molecule: messenger RNA, 7064 nt
Organism: Engraulis encrasicolus (European anchovy)
Lineage: Eukaryota; Metazoa; Chordata; Actinopteri; Clupeiformes; Engraulidae
Gene: tsc1b
Product: TSC complex subunit 1b
Exons: 23
Coding region: 337-4647 (1436 amino acids)
Biological process (GO): negative regulation of TOR signaling; negative regulation of cell population proliferation; regulation of cell cycle
Cellular component (GO): TSC1-TSC2 complex
Source: RefSeq, a predicted model, not a curated record